AUGGCUGCUGCACAGGUUGUCAACACCCCUCUUCCAGCCCUUCCUGAGGGCUGGUCUGCGGAAAAGGAUUACAAGGUGCUCUCUGCAUUGUCGAGUGCUACUCAGCGCAAUGUUGAGCCUGUGGGACCGCAUUUCCUGGCCCAUGCCAGACGGAAGCGUCACAACCGAACUUUCUCCGAGGAUGACCGCAUCCAGGCACAGAAAACCGUCAAGAAGGUUGAUGAGGACGAGGACGAUGAAAUUUCCGAGCCCGAGGAUCCAAUGAUGCUGCAACGGGAUGCUAAAGACUGGAAGGGCCAAGACCACUAUGCUGUCCUCGGUCUCAGCAAGUACCGCUACAAGGCUACCGUCGAACAAAUUAAGCGCGCACACCGCAAGAAGGUCUUGCGCCAUCACCCCGACAAAAAGGCUGCUGCAGGCCAAAGUGACGAAAACGAUAGCUUCUUCAAGUGCAUCCAGAAGGCCACCGAAAUCCUCCUUGACCCCAUCAAGCGUCGUCAAUUCGACUCCUGCGACGAAGCUGCCAAUGUCGAGCCGCCAACCAAGAAGCAGCUUGAGAAGGGCAACUUCUUCAAGCUAUGGAGCCCCGUCUUCAAGUCCGAAGGUCGUUUCUCCAACAAACAGCCUGUGCCCGUAAUCGGUAACGAGAACAGUACCGAGGAAGAAGUGGAGGAGUUCUAUAACUUCUGGUAUAACUUUGAUAGCUGGCGGUCGUUUGAAUACGAGGAUGAGGACGUUCCGGAUGAUAACGAAAACCGUGAUCAGAAGCGCCACGUUGAACGUAAAAAUGCCAACUCGCGUCGCAAGAAGAAGACCGAGGACACAGCGCGUCUACGCAAGCUUGUUGAUGACGCACUUGCUGGAGAUGAGCGUAUCAAGAAAUUCCGUCAGGCUAAGCGUGCAGGCAAAGAUAAGAAGCGUCUCGAGAAGGAAGCCGAAGCCAAGCGUCUACUAGAGGAGAAGGAGAAGGCCAAACAGGAAGAAGAGCGCAAGAAGAAGGAGGCCGAAGAGGCCGCCAAGGCUGAGCGUGAGCAGAAUAAGAAGACCAAGGAGGCAGCCAAGAACGCAGCCAAGAAGAACAAGCGUGUCUUGAGGAACAGUGUCAAAGAUGUCAACUACUUCGCUGAGGGUGGUGAUGCUUCCGCCGCCCAAGUCGACGGUGUCUUGACUGAUGUCGAUACGAUCAUGGCAAAAAUCAGCCCUGAGGAAUUGGCUGCUCUUGCUGCAAAGUUGGGCAGUGCUGGCACUGAUGCAGCUGCUGUCAAGGCCGCUUAUACUGACGAGGUCAAGAGAUUGGUAGGCGAGGGCAAGUUGAAGGAGGGCGAAAUCAAAACAUUGAACUAA
This is a messenger RNA of Talaromyces atroroseus, 1344 nucleotides long. RefSeq names its product Zuotin. The transcript is spliced from 3 exons. Gene Ontology annotation, biological process: regulation of translational fidelity; 'de novo' cotranslational protein folding. Gene Ontology annotation, molecular function: Hsp70 protein binding; ribosome binding. The coding region runs from base 1 to 1344 and encodes 447 amino acids. Lineage: Eukaryota; Fungi; Ascomycota; Eurotiomycetes; Eurotiales; Trichocomaceae. The record is from RefSeq and is a predicted model, not a curated record. Gene Ontology annotation, cellular component: cytosol.